AUUGGCCCAGCGUCGUCUGGGUUUGGCCGGUGUAGGCCGUCAAUGUUAAUAAGAAUUUGUUCUUAACUGACUUGCCUACUUAAAUAAAGGUUACAAAUAAAAAUAUAUUUUCCUCCUACUGUCACUACACCUUAUCUCUUACUUCCUAGGCUGAUUGAUCUCCUUCUACGUCUUACCUUUUUCCUCAAAUAUGCUAUAUACUACCUCUUACCUCCUUUCUCCUACUGUAGCUCUUAUCUCCUACCCCUCUACAGUCGCUCACUAUUACCUCUUACAUCUUACCUUGUAACUUAUGCGGUGCCUGCUCCUACCGCUUACCUCUUACUGUAACUCAUACCUUCAUACCUCCUACCUCCUACAGUAACUGUUCCUACCUAGUACCUCCUACAUAUUACAGUUUAGCUUCUACCUCUGCUGUGACUGCUGCUCCACUGACAGCUGCUUUAUUGUCUGGGUGAGUCUGGCAGUUAGCACAGUAGUCCUCCCCUCUCCCUGGCACCAGCCACCUCCUCCGCGCACCGCGCCCCAGCGUGUGUUCCCCUGUCCUCACAGUAGAGCCAGCAGUGACAGCAGAAUGCCAAAGUGGACCAGGAGGGGAGUUGCAUGGAAUGUACUCAGGCGUAUUCACGGUCACACUACAUAGUGCAAGCAUGCUUUUAGGAAGUGCCUUCAAUAGCAGCUGUCUCCCGGCAUUGGUGCGGACCCCUCCUGUUAUGAUGCAGUCCACUCUGGAUAUGAAGUCCUUCAUGUCCUUCCCGGUGGAAACCACAUCAGCAGUGGGACUCUUCCCCAACUUCAACACAAUGGACCCUGUGCAGAAGGCCGUAAUUAAUCACACAUUUGGAGUCUCCAUCGCGCCGAAGAGAAAGCAAGUUAUUUCCUGCAAUAUCUGCCAACUGCGCUUCAACUCAGAUAGCCAAGCCGAUGCGCACUACAAAGGCAGCAAACAUGCCAAGAAGCUCAAAGCGCAGGAGACCCCUAAACAUAAGACCCUGAAAAACAACAGCACACCCAGCCAGGACAGAGGAAAGAGAUUCAUAUCCUCCACCACCUCCUCUUCCUCCUCCAGUAUCGCUCUCACUGCCUGCAGCUCUGAACAACCAGUUAAAAAAGGGUUAUAUCCGAACAAUCUCUACACCAUGGCGUCUUCAAAAUCGUUUUCCCCAGCUUCUGGCCUGGCAUUGGCGCCCUCAUCUAUCCUGUGUAAACCUCUGUGUGAGCCCACACCUGCCAGUCCGGCCCCAGAGAUGCCAAAGCCCACACUCACUAAACCAACCCCGGUGCCUGCUGUGCCUGCUGCCCCCGCCCCAUGCAAGCACUCCGACGAAUCAGAGGAGGAGAAGGCCAAGAAGCUUCUCUACUGUUCGUUAUGCAAAGUAGCCGUCAACUCCCUCUCCCAGCUUGAGGCUCACAACACAGGUUCCAAGCACAAAACGAUGCUGGAUGCGAGGGAUGGAGCAGGGCCCAUCAAAGCCUAUCCCAGGCCAGGGGCUAAGCUCAAGGUCCAGGCCACCAUCACCAAAGGCUCAGGCCUGCAGAACAAGACGUUCCACUGCGAAAUCUGUGAUGUCCACGUCAACUCAGAGAUCCAGCUCAAACAGCACAUUUCCAGUCGGAGGCACAAAGACCGAGUGGCCGGGAAACCCUUGAAGCCCAAAUACAGUCCUUACAGCAAGCAGCAACACAGCACCGCCACCACCACACUAGAAGCUAAACUCGCAUUCCAGAAGGACCUUGUGAAGCCCCUGUCUCAGGCUUUCCUCUCCAGCCCGUUCAUCCCCACCACAAUACCCUCCAUCUCCCUCCACCCGCGGCCCAACACCUCCAUCUUCCAGAAAGUCGCCCUCCCACCCUCUUUCCUGCGAGCGGCUCCUGGCCCUAUCCGGCCAACAGGAGGGUCCAUCCUCUUCGCCCCAUAUUGACCUUUGAACCCCUCAUCCCGACCACCUGAGCACAGAGGGAGGUCCAGCUUUGUGUGCACAGGGUCCAUAUUAUGACAGCCUCAGAGUCACAAGUGGUUGGUGUCAAACUGUUCCUCAGAGAGCUCUGAGAUGUGUAUGAGAGGUGUUACCAUGGCAACGUUCACACUGGGGCAGUCAGGAUUACGGAGCUUGACCCGACAACAUGUUUCUCCUAAACCUGCUGAACCUUAACCGAGGGGAGCAUUGAACUGUCUACACCCUGAUUGACUUGAAUUACCGCGGUUUCUCGGCACAAUGUAAGGACAACACCAGUCACAUGUACGGUGUCCUAUUAGGACAGCCUCAGUGUCAGGACUUCUUUCAAUCUCACCUUACACAUGAUCGGUGUGAAUUUGUGGUAGUGCUGGACAGCAGAGGAAGUGCUGUGUUGUUUUAGACCGAUGAUGGGGGCUAGCUUGUCUCCAGUGUUUGUAUGGUGGAGAAAGCUAUGGGAUACAGUGCCAUGAUUGACCUCAACUCUUGUGGGCUGAACAACUGACACCAGCUGCGAUUAACUCUUUCAAAGUCACAACAAACAUCCCUGCAAAAUCUGGGAUGUUUUCCUUCGGUCCUUCAAUUUCAGUGUUAUUAUAAGAUAAACAACUGUUUGUUUUUCCAAAGACAAAAUGGAGAAUUGCACAUUAAUGUUGACCUGCCUGUUGUCUGGCAGGGACGUCAUGGGCCUUUGAUUUCUAUGUGAUGUCAAUGUUUUUGUCAGGGCACUGUAUUGUGACCCCUUAAUGCAAUAAUGUACAGAGUUUUAAGAUACGUGUACAGUAUACACAAAACUAUGUUAGGUAGUAUUGUAGAGAGAGUACUAGAAAUAGAGUUUAUGCAUACAUUGUGGUUUGGAGAGUUUGGAAAUACUGCUUUAAACUUUUUUUAAAAUCAAGAAACGAGAUAUGAAUGUUAUUGUUGUGCUCCUUUAAGUAGGGAAUUGUGCUUAGGAUCAAAAUUGAAAAACUGCCAUCUCUGGAUGAAACAGUGAUGUCCUUUGCUAUGCAAGAAGUUUUUAACUAUUGUCACCACAUUUUAAGCGAUAUUGUGUACGAUUUUAACCGCGGCAACAACAGCAAGAUUUAACCUGUAUGGUGUCCAUAUUAUGACACCCUCAUUCUCAGCAGGACUUGUUUCAAUCUUAGCAGGACUUAGGCUGUCCUAAUAUGGACACCGUCAAACAGAGUUGAUUAAAAUAGAAGGAGGCUAGAUGUUUAUCCAUAGGAAUUCUUUGGAAGGUAUGCCUUCACACCCCUUGACUAUUUCCACAUUUUGUUGUGUUAGAAAAUGGGAUUAAAAUGGAUUUAAUUGUCAUUUUUGAUAACGAUCUACACAAAAUGUAAUGUGAAAGUGGAUAUUUUUUGGGGACAUUUGUAAAACUAUUAAUGAAAAAUAAAACAAUAAUAAUUAUUGAUGAGAUACAGUUGAAGUUGGCAGUGUACAUACACCUUAGCCAAAUACAUUUAAACUCCGUUUUUCACAAUUCCUGACAUUUAAUCCUAGUAAAAAUUCCCUGUCUUAGGUCAGUUAGGAUCACCACUUUAUUUUAAGUGGUUUUAAGUGGUAAUGUGAAAUGUCAGAAUAAUAGUAGAGAGAAUUAUUUAUUUCAGCUUUUAUUUAUUUCAUCGCAUUCCCAAUGGGUCAGAAGUAUACAUACACUCAAUUAGUAUUUGGUAGCAUUGCCUUUAAAUUGUUUAAAUUAACCUGGGUCAAAAGUUUCAGGUAGCCUUCCACAAGCUUCCCACAAUAAGUUGGGUCAAUUUUGGCCCAUUCCUUCAGAUAGAGCUGGUGUAACUGAGUCAGGUUUGUAGACCUCCUCACCUUUUCAGUUCUGCCCACAAAUUGUCUAUAGGAUUGAGGUCAGGGCUUUGUGAUGGUCACUUCAUUACCUUGACUUUGUUGUCCUUGAGCCAUUUUUCCAGAACUUUGAAAGUAUGCUUGGGGUCAUUGUCCAUUUGGAAGACCCAUUUGCAACCAAGCUUUAACUUCCUGACUGAUGUCUUGAGAUGUUGCUUUAUAUCCACAUCAUUUUCCUGCCUCAUGAUGCCAUCUAUCUUGUGAAGUGCACCAGUCCCUCCUGCAGCAAAGCACCCCCACAACAUGAUGCUGCCACCCCCGUGCUUCACGGUUGGGAUGGUGUUUUUCGGCUUGCAAGCUUUUUCCUCCAAACAUAAUGAUGGUCAUUAUGGCCAAACAGUUCUAUUUGUGUUUCAUCAGACCAGAGGACAUUUUUCCAAAAAGUACAAUCUUUGUCCCCAUGUGCAGUUGCAAACCGUAGUCUGGCUUUUUUAUAGUGGUUUUGUAGCAGUGGCUCUUCCUUGCUGAGCGGUAUGGCAGCUACCUGGUCCCAUGGUGUUUAUACUUGCAUACUAUUGUUUGUACAGAUGAACGUGGUACCUUCAGGCAUUUGGAAAUUGCUCCCAAGGAUGAACCAGACCUGUGGAGGUCUACCAUUUUUUUUCUGGGGUUUUGGCUGAUUUAUUUUGAUUUUCCCAUGAUAUCAAGCAAAAGGGCACUGCGUUUGAAGCUUCUAAAGACAUCAUUUUCUGGAAUUUUCCAAGCUGUUUAAAGGCACAGUCAACUUAGUGUAUGUAAAUUUCUGCCCCACCGGAAUUGUGAUACAGUGAAUUAUAAGUGAAAUAAUCUGUCUGUAAACAAUUGUUGGAAAAAUUACUUGUGUCAUGCACAAAGUAGAUGUCCUAACCGACUUGCCAAAACUAUAGUUUCUUAACAAGAAAUGUGUGGAGUGGUUAAAAAAUGAGUUUUAAUGACUCCAACAUAAGUGUAUGUAAACUUCCGACUUCAACUGUAAGUAUUCAACCCCCUGAGGCAAAACAUGCUAGAAUCAACUUUGGCAGCAAUUACAGCUGUGAGUCUUUCUGGGUAAGUCUCUAAGAGCUUUGCACACCUGGAUUGUACAGCCAUUUUCAAGUAUUUUUAAGUCAUAACUGAAACUAGGCCACUUAGGAACAUUCAAUGUCGUCUUGGUAAGCAACUCCAGUGUAUAUUUGGCCUUGUGUUUUAAGGCUGCUGAAAGGCGAAAGGCGAAUUUGUUCCCAGUGUCUUUUGGAAAGCAGACUGAACCAGGUUUCCCUCUAGAAUUUUUCCUGUGCUUAGCUCUAUUCCAUUUAUUUUCAUCCUAAACACUCCCUAGUCCUUGCCGAUGACAAGCAUACCCAUAGCAUCAUUCAGCCACAACUUUGCUUGAAUAUAUGGAGAGUGGUAUUCAGUGAUGUGUUGUAUUGGAUUUGCCCCAAACGUAAUGCUUUGUAUUCUGGACAAAAAGUUAAUUUCUUUGCCAAAUUGUUUGCAGGUUUACUUUAGUGCCUUAUUGUAAACAGGAUGCAUGUUUUGGAAGAUUUUAUUCUGUACAGGCUUCCUUCUUUUCACUCUGUCAAUUAGGUUAGUAUUGUGCAGUAACUACAAUGUUGAUCCAUCCUCGGUUUUCUCCUAUCACAGCCAUUAAACUCUGUAACUGUUUUAAAGUGACCAUUGGCGUCAUGAUGAAAUCCUUGAGCGGUAUCCUUCCUCUCCUGCAACUGAGUUAGGAAGGCCACCUGUAUCUUUGUAGUGACUGGGUGUAUUGAUACACCAUCCAAAGUGUAAUUAAUAACUUCACCAUGCUCAAAGGGAUAUUCAAUGUCUGCUUUUCCCUGGUCUUUGUGGUUGAAUCUGUGUUUGAAAUUCAAUUCUUGACUGAGGGAUCUUACAGAUAAUUGUAUGUGUGGGGUAUAGAGAUUAGGUAGUCUUGCAAAAAUCAUGUUAAACACUAUUAUUGCACACAGAGUCCAUGCAACUUAUUGGGACUUGUUAAGCAGAUUUGUACUCCUGAAUUUAUUUAGUCUUGCCAUAACAAAGGGGUUGAAUACUUAUCGACUCAAUACAUUUCAGCUUUUCAUAAAAAUUAUUUUUGUAAAAAGCUCUAAAAACAUAAUUCCACUUUGACAUUAUGGGGUAUUGUACGUAGGCCAGUGACAAAUUUAAUACAUGUUCAAUUCUGGCUGUAACACAACAAUAUGUGGAAAAAGUCAAGGGGUGUGAAUAAUUUCUUAAGGCACUGUGCCUCUAUGGGUCCACAGUGGGAUUUGUAAUAUGGUGUGUUAACCUAAAAAAUUGCUUUUAGUUUAUAGGCACCAUACAUGGGUAUUUCUAGAAUAUUAAGUCAUUUACACUGCUCAGAUGAGAAAACAGAGGUUAUUUGUGAGGAUGUGGGGACUUGAUGUGUAUAAGAUGUAUGUAUGAGGAAAAAGUAUACAUUGAAAGUAUUUCAAAAAAAUAAUAUAUUUGUUUCACAACCACCUCAAUGUUGUUGUUUUUUACUGCACAUUAACAAUGCUUUAAUCGUGAUUACAGUAUGAUCAUGCCUGAAUUUGAGUGUAAUUAGAAAUAAAUAAAACUGUGUUUCGGAAA
Molecule: messenger RNA, 6368 nt
Organism: Salvelinus fontinalis (brook trout)
Lineage: Eukaryota; Metazoa; Chordata; Actinopteri; Salmoniformes; Salmonidae
Product: zinc finger protein 385B-like
Exons: 8
Coding region: 609-1922 (437 amino acids)
Cellular component (GO): nucleus
Molecular function (GO): nucleic acid binding; zinc ion binding
Source: RefSeq, a predicted model, not a curated record